AUGUUCUUCUUCCUGCUCAACCUGGCCCUCACUGACCUGGGCUUCAUCUGCACCACUGUCCCCAAAGCCAUGCACAAUUCCCUCUGGGACACCAGGGACAUCUCCUACACAGGAUGUGCUGCUCAGCUCUUUUUCUUUCUCUUCUUCAUCAUAGCAGAGUUUUCUCUCCUGACCAUCAUGUGCUACGACCGCUACAUGUCCAUCUGCAAACCUCUGCACUACGGGACCCUCCUGGGCAGCAGAGCUUGUGCCCACAUGGCAGCAGCUGCCUGGGCCAGUGCCUUUCUAACUGCUCUCAUGCACACGGCCAAUACAUUUUCCCUGCCCCUGUGCCAUGGCAAUGCCCUGGGCCAGUUCUUCUGUGAAAUCCCCCAGAUCCUCAAGCUCUCCUGCUCCAAACCCUACAUCAGGGAACUUGGAGUUUCUGUUUUCACUGCCUCCUUAGCUUUUGGUUGUUUUGUGUUCGUUGUUUUCUCCUAUGUGCAGAUCUUGAGGGCUGUGCUGAGGAUCCCCUCUGAGCAGGGACGGCACAAAGCCUUUUCCACCUGUCUCCCUCACCUGGUUGUGGUCUCCCUGUUUAUCAGCACUGGUAUAUUUUCCUAUCUAAAGCCCACCUCCAUGUCCUCUCCAUCCCUGGAUCUGACCCUGUCAGUUCUGUACUCGGUAGUGACUCCAGCCCUGAACCCCCUCAUCUACAGCCUGAGGAACCAGGAGCUCAAGUCCGCCUCCCGCCUUCGCCGCCCCCGCGCUCGUAUGUGA
Melozone crissalis (California towhee) is the source of this 759-nucleotide messenger RNA. Its product is annotated as olfactory receptor 14J1-like. Gene Ontology annotation, biological process: G protein-coupled receptor signaling pathway. The transcript has 2 exons. Gene Ontology annotation, cellular component: membrane. NCBI's taxonomy places the organism in Eukaryota, Metazoa, Chordata, Aves, Passeriformes, Passerellidae. The record is from RefSeq and is a predicted model, not a curated record. The annotation marks the transcript as partial. Gene Ontology annotation, molecular function: olfactory receptor activity; G protein-coupled receptor activity.